GGUACACGAUUUUUCUUGUUUUCGAUUUCUGUAUUUAUUGGAUCAGCUUGUUUUAUCAAACAAUACUUCACUCUCCGUCUCUUAAUACACUCUCCAUCAUAAAACGAUUUAGUAACUUAAAAUAAAACGCUCUUUGCUCUCUGGGAUAACUUAAAAGUCCUUUGAAACGUUCAAUUAACUAUUUAUACUUCAUAUCAGUUAAACAAAUAAAAAUGAAGAAAUAUAAAGUUGACAGUAAAAUAAAUAAAAAGAGCCUACAGCAAUUUAUAUUUUUUAUGUAAACAUUGCAUGAAAAAAAAUACGACUCUAAUAAUAUUCUUUCGGCUGUUGUUUUCUCUCGUGACAGGAAGAAAUAUAAAAGAUUUCGGCUUGUCAAUUUCGAUGGGAAAUGUAUUGUGAUCCAGUACCUCCUCCCACCGAGCUAUCUAUUUUUACGGCAACGAUCUCGUCCAUCAUUACUCUUCUGUCAAUUAUUGGAAAUGGAAUCAUUAUCUUCGUAAUCAUACGAAAUCCGCUGAAGAAUCUUAGAACUCCAUUUAACUUUUUCCUGGUUAAUCUGGCAAUCAGCGACUUAAUUAUUGGCUCAAUCACGUCACCAUUGUCUAUUUAUGCGCAUGCGCGAGAAAGUGUGGGCAAAUUGCAUAACAACACUAAAGUAACAUUCCAGUUGACAUAUUUCAUUUCUAUUACCGCAAGUAUAUUGAGUCUGGGAGUUUUAUGCGCAGAUCGAUUCAUUGCUAUAAUAUAUCCCAUGAGACAUAGAAUUCACUUAAGUUUAAAAAAAUGUGUUUUCAUUGCCAUUGGUAUUUGGUUGUUUUCGGUAACCGUACCUUUUAUCUACUUCAAGGUUGGUUUCGUUGAAUACUUGCUAAUAUAUGCAAGCACGUGCGUUCUAUUGGCUUUCAUUUUUAUGUGUUUGACAUACGUUAAGGUUUAUAAAUUCUUACGACAAAAGACCUCAGAGCUCCGUCAACUGAUGACAACAGAAGAAUCAUCGGACGAAAAAUUCCGGCUUAAAAGAUUACUAAUGGAGAAGAAGGUUACGAGAGCUUUCCUGGUGAUUCUCGUAUUGUUUAUAUGCACAUACUUGCCGGCUUCUAUUAUGAUAUACAUUAUCUAUUUUUGUCAGCACUGCGAUUGCACGUUCAUUCAUAUCCUAAGAGAUCUGGAAAUAGUUUUUAUUUUGUCCAAUAGCUGCAUGAAUCCGUUUGUAUGCACAAUACGAUUGGUUAAUUUUAGAAAAUCAAUUAAAGCAUUGUUUUCAUCCAAAGUACAUGAAUCAUCUUGUUCGAACCAAACGUGAGUUAUAAAAAAUGCUGUUUUAAAGGACUUCAUAUUCUGUAUUUUUAAAAAAUGUUAUUUUACAAUUACAUGGCAAAUUUAGCAUCUACAAGCAAUUCACGCUUGUCCUGUUCAUUUUUUUGUUCAAC
This is a messenger RNA of Hydractinia symbiolongicarpus, 1430 nucleotides long. RefSeq names its product melanocortin receptor 5-like. Lineage: Eukaryota; Metazoa; Cnidaria; Hydrozoa; Anthoathecata; Hydractiniidae. Gene Ontology annotation, biological process: G protein-coupled receptor signaling pathway. The record is from RefSeq and is a predicted model, not a curated record. The coding region runs from base 389 to 1303 and encodes 304 amino acids. Gene Ontology annotation, molecular function: G protein-coupled receptor activity. Gene Ontology annotation, cellular component: membrane. The transcript has 2 exons.